Molecule: messenger RNA, 525 nt
Organism: Microthlaspi erraticum
Lineage: Eukaryota; Viridiplantae; Streptophyta; Magnoliopsida; Brassicales; Brassicaceae
Source: the annotation of a GenBank genome assembly
AUGGAUUUCAUCAAGACCAGUUCCCUGCGUGCUCUGAUUGAGUUAACUUUCCAACGCAACUGGAAUGGCCUCAUUUGGAUGAGUAGAAAAGGAGUUACAACCAAAAGAGUGAAGACUGUCCAGACGGCUCUAUCGAGAACAGCGCCCAAACCGCGCAGUCCGGCUGGCCGAGGAACGAACCCCGCGGUCGGCCACGCCACAACCGCUCACGCCAAUGCCGCGCACGACCAUGCCGCGCGAGCCGGGAAACAAAGCCUCGCGGCCGCGCAACCUGUCUCGCGUACCACGGCCGAUGGCACCGUCCGAGCCGGGAAACUACGUCCCGCGUCCGGCCGAGAUUUCAUCGGCCAAUCUUCAUCCGUCCGACCACAGCGGCCGACCACAAUCCGUCCGGCCACGACCGUUCCGAUCGUACUAGCGGCCAUGACCCGAUUGUCCGGCCGAUCGUCCCGACCGACCGUCCAACGCCGCGGUCGACCCGAAGCCCGUUUUGAAGCCCGUUUCAUAUUUUCAAGCCCGGCUUAA